UUUCCUUUAAUGAUGCUCGAAAUUCAGAUACUAUAGGAUUUUUUUUUAAACUGUUCAUUUGCUGCCUUUAAAGAAGGUAUAAACUACUUUUCAACAUUUAUUACCGUUACAUGGCAACGAAAUUUUAUGUUUAUAAUGUUUAUUUUUAAAUUGACUGUAUUAUGGUUUCCGUUUCUCCUCUGAAGAGAAAUAUUCAGUGUCAUGAUAGCGUCUCAAAAAUUUGUACUGCAUUAUAUUUAUUCAGUGAUUAUAUAGCUUAAAAUUUAUUUUAAGUGUAAAGUUUAUUUCAUAUUCUUAAUCAUGUGGUUUUAGAUUACAAAACUUUUUCAAAAUAAAAAGUUUUAACAUUUUUUUUUUCAUCUUUUUAUUAUUGUUACCUUAGCAACAUGGAUUUAACUAAUAAAUGUGGAGUUAAAAGAACGCUAUCUACACGAUUAUCUCGAAGAAUGUCUCAAUUUAAAAAAAUUAAAAGCAUUGAGGAAAGUAAAUCGAAAUCAGUUUCUCCUGAAAAUUUCUCUGUUGUAGCUACUCAUAUUACAAAUAUAAGUAGUUUGCAGUUAAAUGUAAAUAGACUUAAUAAAUCCUUUUUUGAUCAACCAUGUAUCCAGUUAGCCAAAUGUCUUUUAGGGAAAAUACUAGUAAGAAUGCUACCCACUGGCAACAUUUUAAGAGGAAAAAUAGUUGAAACAGAAUGUUAUCUUGGCACUUUUGAUGUAGCAAGUCAUUCAUACAUGGGAAAAAGAACUGAAAGAAAUGAAGCAAUGUUUCUAGAACCUGGUACUGCGUAUGUGUAUUCAAUAUAUGGCAUGUACUUUUGUUUUAAUAUAUCCAGUCAGGGAGAAGGCUCUGCUGUACUAAUACGUGCUAUAGAACCUUUAGAAAAUAUUCAUAUAAUGAAAGAUUUUCGCUUAACAAAACGUAAGAAUUCUGAUCUGAAACCUAAGACUGUUAUGAAAGAUAAAGAACUUUGUAAUGGACCAUCUAAAUUGUGUUUAGCUUUUCAAAUCACAAAAAGCUUCAAUAAAAUAGAUCUUUGCACUUCAGAAGAUUUAUGGUUAGAGGAUGGUUUAAGCAUUCCCGAUUGUGAUAUAAUAGCUUGUAAAAGAAUAGGUAUUGAAUCUGCUGGUGAAGAAUGGGCAAAUAAACCUCUUAGGUUCUAUGUGAAAGAUUGCAUUUGGGUCAGUGUGAGAAAUAAAGCAGCAGAAGAACUUCAUUUGAAGGAUAUGUCAUAGAAAAAAAUUAUUUUUACAUUUUCAUGCUUUACUUAAUUUAAGAAGUCUUGUGCCUACCUGCAAUUUAUUUAAUAGUAUUACAUUAGCACUUUGUAUAAUUUUAAUUUAUCUGCUGUUAUACAAUAAGAAUAAAUUACCAGAUUUAUACUUUUACUCAUCCAACACAUUUUCUUAAAAAAAUAUUGCCAUUUUCUUUAGAUUUUAAUUAUAAUAAUACCAUGCAUGUAAAAAUUACAAUAAAAUACUGUGUCAUGAAACUGAUUUAAUUUCG
Argiope bruennichi is the source of this 1503-nucleotide messenger RNA. Its product is annotated as DNA-3-methyladenine glycosylase-like. The record is from RefSeq and is a predicted model, not a curated record. Bases 387 to 1232 code for a protein of 281 amino acids. Lineage: Eukaryota; Metazoa; Arthropoda; Arachnida; Araneae; Araneidae. Gene Ontology annotation, biological process: base-excision repair. The transcript has a single exon. Gene Ontology annotation, molecular function: DNA binding; alkylbase DNA N-glycosylase activity.